Messenger RNA from Gasterosteus aculeatus aculeatus (three-spined stickleback), 4780 nucleotides. RefSeq names its product leucine-rich repeat-containing protein 43. Gene Ontology annotation, cellular component: cytoplasm. The record is from RefSeq and is a predicted model, not a curated record. NCBI's taxonomy places the organism in Eukaryota, Metazoa, Chordata, Actinopteri, Perciformes, Gasterosteidae.
ACUGGAAUACAAAAAUGUAUGUUUCAAUGAUUAAAAGGCAGCAUUCAUAUUAAGCAGAUCAAUUUAAGAAAAAGUUGCUCUGCUGAGAUGUUGGUCUAGAAGCUUCAGCACACAUUUGACAUUAAAGUUCACGUCCUGCUGUGAGGGGGGCAGGAUGCAGUCCUGGUCGAUCAGCUUCUUGGUCACAUGAAGCUCAAGAGAACAAAGUUUCUGGACUGUUUGCUUCAGCCUUUGCGACAGUUCCGAGGUCGGCUCUGACAUGUUCAGCAUGUAACAGCGGAAGAUGGAGAGAUGUUGACCAGUGAAGAGCUGCCCGUCGGGCACAACCAGUUCUGUGUAGUUCUGGGUGAGGCAGGAGAUGUUUGGAAGCUGUCCAGGUACCUCCUGCAGGAGAUAGACUUGGUCAGCACUGUGUGUAAAUGUGUAUCAGUGAGUAACGCACAGCCAGCUCAAUAUUCUCAGCAUGAUCAAGUAACGUAAUCCCCCAGAAGUAGCCGAGUGUUUGGAAGUUACAUCAGAUUUUCAAAAUAAUUUAAUGCUUGGAAACAUUUUCCGUUACGACGGUAGAGAUUUUUCAACUUAACACUCCUGCGCUUCAAAGCUGCUUUUGUUUGUAUAAUAAACAGAUUAAAUAAGACAUCCAGCUUACCAGGUAGCCCAAGAGGGUCUUUAUGUCCUUCCUGAGGACCUUAACGCCAGCCUUCAAGGCACCGCGAUUUCCCUCCUUUCGAAGUGCAGGCGCUGCUUCUACACUGAGCAGACACACCAAAACCAUGACUGCAGCAGUGACAUGGAAGAGCACAGAGUAGAGAUUAACUAGAUUUAAUGAAACACACACAUACAGUUGUUGUGCAAGUUUAGGUUGUAGGACCUGGUUUCAAAUAUUAUGACAUUUUUCAAUAAUGCUUACCAGUACAGGAUUUCAUGACAGCAGGAGGCUCUGGUCUGCAGCAGGUUCUCUGAUGGGACACUUUCUACGAUCCAUCGAUCUAUCGAGGAUUUCUUUUAUUGGGAUUCCUUAGAUAAAGAUCGACAUCUUAAUAUUUCCCCUUGCGUGUUGUCAGUGAACUAGUCAUACAUGUAAAAAAAAUUCACUUCACUUCUGGGGGUUCCCUCAGACGUCCUGUGACGUGCAUAUAAAUUAAAUACAUUCAAUCACUUUUUCCAACGGUCAACUAUUUUUAUAGUCGUUUUAUAUCAAUUAUAAAGUAUUCUGUUGGCACUCAUUAAUUACCGACAACUAUUAAUAUUCUUUUUCAAUAAUUCAUCUGGAAAUCUCAUCGAUCAAGAUGUGUAACCAAAGUGUCCUACAUUGAGUGUGUGCGUGCAAGUUUCAAACCAAACCACUGAAUUUAAAAGAUAAUUUAUUCUCCUGGAUCACAAAGCUACAGUUAAUCACAGUCAACCUCGAUAUCAAACAAAAUGACUGAAAAAUGACCUAAAAUGACCGAAUCUAAGAGUAAUCCCAGCGAUCACUACACAGCUGAAACCCAAUAAAAUAAGUGCACCUCUGUUAAUAAAAGACAACACAUGUUAAAAACAAAUUGGGCCAGCAGGAGCGAGCGAUAAAAUAGGUAUUACACUAUAAAAUCGAGGCUGUGAUGACGAGGCACUUACCACUUUAAAAGCCAAAUGACGGCCGGAUUUGUAAAACUUGUGUUCAACAAACGUUUCAAAUAUUUGGAGAUAAAUUCCUCCCCCGUUCACCUCUCCCAUGCAACCCAAUGCCUCCCUGUCCAGCACAGCAGGCUCAGACUGUUGAACAGGGAGACGCUGGGGAGGAGGACGGAUGGAAUGAAACCGCAUCAGGACAACCAGAGGCAGCUCGUUCAAAAGUUGUCCGACUUUAUUAUUAUUAUUAUUAUUAUACAGACAUUCAUAGUCACCAGAGGAUGAAUUAAUUCAUUAGAAGUACUUUGAUAAUCCCCUAUUUUAUCUAACUCCAUCGUCGCAAGUUUCCAUUUUUCCUUGAAUCACCAAAUCCCUGCAAAAUGAAUGACAUUACCAUCAGGUUAAUUGGUUAAUGAAUAUUAGCCUUCCAACAUGCUAAACAAAGAUGGUAAAUAUGGUAAACAGUAUACCUGCUAGACAUCAGCAUGUUAGCAUUGUAAUGUUGGUCUAAACAAUUCUCGAGUUUUUUUUUGCUUCACUUACGCAAACAUUUCAUUUUAAUUCUUAAUGAAAUCCUUCAGCGAGACUCAGCUGUUGCCUAGCGACCGACAACCAUUUGUAAACAAGCAGCAGGGGGCCGUUGCAUUGCAUAUUGUAGCUUGUGUUUCUCUUAACAGAUCUAUUUAACUUGCUAUAGAGUAACAGAUGUUGAAAGACACGAGCUCAAACAAGCUGUCUGCUGUGUUAGAGAAGCAGAUUCACCGCCUUUGUCUGAAUGACUUUCCUCUCGGACAUGGCACCUGGACAAAGACCAAAGACCGAACAGAGGCAGCAGAGACGGACGACGCGGACGCCCUGCUGGAUCUGCUGCGCUGCCCUCACUCCCCGUGGCGCCAUGAUGAACCAUGGAGCCCUCAAGCUGCGGCUCUGAGAGAGCUUGCCGUCCUCGCUCCCGAACGCCUGCACAAAGAUCUGAUCUACAAUCAUUUUACAACACUUCGCAUUGUGGACGAGAGUGUAUCCGUCAUCGACGACGGCCUGUUGAAGUUCUCAAAGCUGGAAGAAUUGGUGCUGAGUGACAACCAAAUCUCACAAAUGUGUUCAGAAAACCUCCCCAGCACUCUGAAGAUUUUGGACGUCCGUGCCAACCGGUUGUCGGCUCUAAACAGUCUCACCAACCGGCCGCCUCCCUGCCUGCAGUACCUGAGCCUCGGCUCAAACCGCCUGGGUUCACACGAAGACGUGCGUCAUCUCACAGGAAGACACUGGCCACAGCUGGUGUGUCUGGACCUGAGCAAUUGUGAGUUUGAGGACCAGCAGGCCCUGCUGGGCGCCUUGAGCACGCUCCCCUCGCUCAGGACUCUGGUGCUGGAGGGGAACCCAUUCACUCUGGCUCCCUCCUACCCGGGCUUCACCGUGGACACUCUGCCACGACUCUCGUGCCUGGACACAUCGUGGAUCUCCGCCGAGGAAAGACACCGUUUUAGGGGCUUCGCCAAGAACGAUGUGGCGGCGGACUGGGCGUCCUGCACGGUGAGUGUGGCCGAGGUGCGCGGAAUCCCGGACCCACUGGCGAGAGUGGAUGAGAGCAUCGCAGACUUCCCUGUGGUCAACUACGGCUAUUUCAUCACUUAUGAGUUCCUUAGUCAUCAAGCUGUUACCGCGAACGCUGAUGCAGCACAUGUAAGAGAGGAGCGCUUCGGUGACGCUGACCUACAAUCAAACAGAAAUUGUGGAAAAGAGUCGUCCAAACCAAACACACACAACUUACUGGUGGAUACUGAGGAAACCUGCCAUGAUGUCGCAUAUGGUGUUUGUGCCAAACUUUCACUCGUGUAUUAUUCUGAUGUUUCUUCAGUGUCAGCACACAGCACAUCAAAGCUCCCCUGGUCAGGAUGCAUGGACUUCAGUCACACACAAACCUACAUUGUUACUCAUCUGGGAGACUUGAAGAGGUUCUUCAAUCGAGGAUUUUAUCUUACAAUAGAGGAGGAAAAGGUCUUGUCGUGGCCCGCGGCCUCUGAAGACGUCCCGUCGGCCAAACCCGGCCGACCUGUAAAAGAGAAGAAAAGCGGAAAAGGCAAAGAAUCUCCAAUCAAAUCUGGAUCCACGAAAGAUAAAAAGAGAAAAUGUGCACCCGAGCUGGUCCAGGACGCCCCCAUCAGAAGAAUACUAGGUUCUGUCCACAUCUGCCUUCAGAGCCUGCUCACGGGAGGACAAAAGGUCAAUGUCCUCUGUGACCUUGGGGCUCUGCACAGCGAGUCUGAGGUGGAUGCUACACAAACACCUGAAGAGGAUCUGGGAAAGAAAAUCAAAGAGGACAAGAAGUCAAAGCAGAGAGGAGGCAGUGGUACGAGGCAGAAGAAUACAGCUGCUUCAAAAGGCAAAGGAAAGGGAAGGCAGGAAUGCGAGAUGGACGUCCACACAGACAUCUCAGUGACCGUGGAAGUGAAUGUGGAGCUGGAGAAAUGGCGUUCUCCAUCUGAAGCUCAUCAACUUCUGCUCCCACAACAGAACUCCUUAAACAAACGGCCUGUUUUGUCUUAAAGUCAGAUUAGCAGCUACAUCGGGUUCAACUCCCUUUUCUUCAGUCCAACCCACAGGAAUCAUAUUCCUCCAACUACCCGAACACAAAGCCACGGUACCACACAAACCCAAAAUCCACUUUAUUUCUUCCUCACUCCAAACUUCUUUCAUUACUUUUGAAGGCGAGUAUAUCGGAGGGAUUCAUAUUUUGUGUUUCUUCCACAUCUAUUCACAGUCUAAUAUAUUAUUAUUAUUAUUAUUAUAGUUACACCAUCCAACUGGAAUGAAGCUUUGGUUUUUGACCUCAGAUUGUCUUGGUAACAACACGUCUUUCAUAACUGCGUGCAGCGGUAAACAGAGCCUGCAAAGCACUUUCAAUUGAACAGUAAAUACAGAGAUUUGAUUUUUAAUUUAUACAUAAAGUUUAUUCAUUUUAAUGCAGAUAUUCAAAACAUUUUUAAAGAAAUACAAUGAAGUAUUUCAUUGUUUCAUACAGAAACAAUCUUUUAAUUGUACAUUUUUGGAAAGGCCAUUUCACUGAGGUGUUACAGUAAGUGAAGUGCUUUAGAUUUCCCUGCUUGUUCUUUAACAAUCAUCCAACAGUUCCUUCAUGGAGAUCAUGAAAAAUGUUCCUCUUAAAGCA